UGCUACUCCCAUCAUUAACUCAUCAUCCACCCCUCUUCCUAGUAAACUACACUUUGCCCAACAGGACUCCCUCUCUCUCUCUCUCCUACAGUAGACUACAGUACAGUACAUAUUUCACCAUGCCCUAUUACGUUUUUACCCCUCUCGUUCUCUCUCUCCCGCUCACUAGAAAAAGAGAGUAUCCAUCCAUCUAGCUCAGCUCAAUCCUUCACAGCUUGCACAAAGAAAGAAAACGGAGGGAGAGGAGAAAGAGGGGCCUCUUUAUCAGCAACAAGUGUAACAAGACAGGCAGAGAGAGCCAGGCCCUCAAGCUCCUUGGCCACAGAGAGAUACAGAGAGAGAUCAAUGGAGUUCUUCCCUUCCCAGCCGGAUCUCUCCCUCCAGAUCGGCCUCCCCACAAGUGCAACACCCCAUGACCACCACCACCACCACGCUGCGGCCCUGAACGCGAGGUUCUUUGCGGCCGCCGGUGGCAGCGGCACUGGAGUUGGCGGCCCGGCCAUGACACCGUCGCUGCAGCUGCCAAUGCCCGUGCCGUUGCCGCUACCUCUGCCGGUUCCCAUGGUCACCAACGCCGGCGCGGGCCACGGCGGCCUGUACUACCACCCCCACCACCCCGACGCCGGCGCCGUGCUGCGGCCUAUACGGGGCGUGCCGCUGUACCAGCACCCGCACCACGGCGCGGCGGUGGCGGGGCCGUGCUUCUGCGAGCCUUGCCACGUCGCCGGCGCCUGGCGCCGGGCGGGGUGCGGAGCCGGGGCGCGCGUCGGCGGGUUCCCCACGGCGAAGCGCGCCGCGCGAGCGCCCCGCAUGCGGUGGACGUCCACGCUCCACUCGCGCUUCGUGCACGCCGUCGAGCUCCUCGGCGGCCACGACAGGGCAACGCCAAAGUCAGUUCUUGAACUGAUGGAUGUGAAGGAUCUCACCCUGGCUCAUGUCAAGUCUCACUUGCAGAUGUACAGGACUGUGAAGAACACCGAAAGGCCGGCAGCUUCGUCAGUGGGUACUGCAGAUCAAGCUGAUGGGUUCGAGAACGGAUCGGCCGGCGAGAUCUGCGACGACAACUCGCUCGAUCUGCACGGCUACGGCGGCAGGCCGGAGGCGGCGGCUCGGCAUGGAAGGUUAGCUGCUUGUAACGAUCAUGGGAGCAGCACUGGUGCUCUUGGUGCCCUCUGGAGUAGCUCCUCAAGAGAGGAUUGGACUGGCUUCUUAAGUGAGUCCAACAACGGAAGCAUGCAAUCUCUCAAGGAUCAGAUGCAGUCCAAGAGCCUGGAGAUCCUCUCAGACAUGAACUCCUGCGUGUCGCAGACGACGUCGAGCACCAGCGAGCUGAACCUCGAGUUCACUCUCGGGCGACCGCAGAACCGGCCAAACUAGAGAUCGGCCUACGCAUCAAGCGUUAAUCGAUCAUCCAUGCGCAACGAUCAUCGUCGCCGACAAGAAUUAGGGGCACUUUGCAUGUUACAAUGGUCCUAAAGAGGCAUCAUCUUUCACUGUUAAAAGGAGCUAGGGCAGGCAGAAAAAAGGAGAAAAAGUAGCUAGGUAGUGGCACUGGUAGAUCGAGGUGAUCGAUCGAAAGCAUUGCAUGUAAUGGAGGUGCUGUUAGUGUUUAGGACAGUUUAAAGGGCUUUUUGCACCAACAAUGAGCUAGGGGCCAGAAGAAAGGAAAAGGGGUGACCUGUGUUCUUGCUUUCGCCUGCAUCCAUCACAUGUCAAUGAGCUCUAUUUGUUAGCUUAUAGCUUUAGUUCGUGACCUUCUCGUAUAUAGUAGCACUAGGGGAGAGAGAAGAAAAGGAUAGAGUUGAUCGAAAUUUACGCAGAACGUGUUUGGUCACGGUAUUGAGAUGAGGUGA
Messenger RNA from Phragmites australis (common reed), 1853 nucleotides. Its product is annotated as probable transcription factor RL9. Gene Ontology annotation, biological process: regulation of DNA-templated transcription; abaxial cell fate specification. Gene Ontology annotation, cellular component: nucleus. Bases 346 to 1377 code for a protein of 343 amino acids. Gene Ontology annotation, molecular function: transcription cis-regulatory region binding. The record is from RefSeq and is a predicted model, not a curated record. NCBI's taxonomy places the organism in Eukaryota, Viridiplantae, Streptophyta, Magnoliopsida, Poales, Poaceae. The transcript is spliced from 6 exons.